AUGGAGUACUUCAGUCUGAAGCGGUCGACAGCUGCCGAUCGUGGUGAAACCAACCUGUCCAGCAAGGUCUACGUGCGGUCUACCAAAAGUGGCAAGGUCCAGAAAAUUGUCAGAGAGUUGUAUUUACGACAGGACAUUCCAUGCUCGUCCAAUCUUUGCAGAGCAUGUCUAGAGAUUGCGCCGACGGACUAUUCCAAGAAAGUCGCCCCAUUUGUCCUUUCAGACACGCCAGCAGGAUCCAAGGACUUCCCAAGUGGCCAAUAUCUUAUUCCGGACACAAAUGCUUUUCUUACUGGCAUGGACUUAUUCGAAGUUGAGACCGCAUUCCAUGAUGUUAUUGUCCUCCAAACUGUACUAGAGGAAGUCAAGAACCGUUCACUUCCUCUAUAUCAUCGUCUGAUAUCCCUGACUAAGAACGAAGGAAAGCGCUUCUACGUGUUCUUCAACGAAUUCAGGCAAGAGACGUAUGUGGCGCGGGAAGCUGGAGAGACCAUCAAUGACCGAAACGACCGGGCUGUUCGCAAAGCCGUACAAUGGUACAAUGACCAUAUCACACAGGCUGUUAAAGCGCGGAGCAAAACGCAGACGCGGAUACCUACGGUUGUCAUGAUCACCGAUGACAGGGACAACUUGCGCAAAGCUAAAGCCGAGAAGGUUCCUGGCAAGACUUUGUCAGACUUUGUAUCGGGUUUGGAAAAUUCGGACGAGCUCCUAGACAUGAUCAGCGCAGCGCAAGAGCAACGGGAAGUCAGGUCGAAAAAGCCAGAGAUCUUCUAUUCGGAACAUUAUACAGUCUCUAAGAUGAUGACUGGUGUAAAAGCUGGCACUUUACACCAAGGCAUCUUCAACGUCUCCCCGUACAAUUACCUCGAAGGCUCAGUCCACGUACCUGCUUUCGAUAAAUCUCUCCUUAUUCUAGGACGUGAGAACAGCAAUCGCGCUGUCUCUGGCGACGUAGUAGUUGUUGAGGUACUGCCUCAGGAUCAGUGGAAGGCGCCUUCAACCAAGAUCAUUGAAGAGGAGACAGUGAACAAGAACGACAACGCAGAGGCUGAAGAAGGCGAGAACGUCAUCCCAGAGCGAGAACGACGAGCGUUACAAGAGGAAGUUAAGCGUGUCCAUGGACAAAGCACGGAAGGCAGGCCACAGCCGACUGCGCGUGUAGUAGGUGUCAUCAAGCGAAACUGGAGACAAUACGUCGGCCACAUCGAUCGCGACUCUGUUCGCUCUUCUUCAAAAUCGAGUCGACAGCAACAGACCGUAUUCCUCGUUCCGAUGGACAAGCGCAUACCUAAAAUUCGGAUACGAACACGACAAGCUGGAGAACUUCUUGGUCAACGUGUUCUGGCAACGAUCGAUUCUUGGGAUAAAGAUUCCCGAUAUCCGGUUGGCCAUUUUGUACGAUCGCUUGGCGAGCUUGAAUCUAAGGGCGCAGAGACCGAAGCUUUACUACUGGAGUGGGACGUUCAAUACAAGCCUUUCCCCAAAACGGUUCUGGACUGCUUACCCGCUGAAGGCCAUGAUUGGAAGGUACCAGCUAGCUUGGAGGAUCCAGGCUGGAAGGGGCGUAAAGAUCUUCGCGACCUCUUGGUAUGCUCUAUCGAUCCUGUUGGUUGUGUUGACAUCGAUGAUGCUCUCCAUGCCCACAAGUUACCGAACGGUAACUACCAGGUCGGUGUUCAUAUUGCAGACGUAUCUCAUUUCGUCAAACCGAACAAUGCGAUGGACAAGGAAGCCAGCCAACGUGGAACGACCGUUUACCUGGUUGACAAGCGCAUUGACAUGUUGCCUAUGCUUCUUGGAACAGAUCUAUGUUCCCUGAAGCCAUAUGUCGAGCGCUACGCUUUCUCUGUAAUUUGGGAGGUCACUGAGGACGCCGACAUCGUUUCUUCGUAUUUCACCAAGUCUGUUAUUCGUUCAAGAGAGGCAUUCAGCUACGAACAAGCCCAAAUCCGGAUAGACGAUAAAUCACAGCAGGAUGAUCUCACGAACGGCAUGCGGACGCUGCUCAUGCUCUCCAAGAAGCUGAAGCAAAAGCGAAUGGACGCCGGAGCAUUGAACCUAUCUUCACCAGAAGUAAAGGUCCGAACUGAAUCCGAAACUUCAGACCCGGCAGAUGUCCAGACAAAGAAGCAUCUUGACACCAACUCGCUCGUGGAGGAGUUUAUGUUGCUCGCCAACAUUAGUGUUGCCGCAAAAAACUACGAGGCCUUUCCACAAACAGCUUUGCUCCGUCGCCACGCUGCCCCUCCUAAGACGAAUUUCGAAGAGCUGGAUAACCAGCUCAAGGUCAAGAAGGGAAUGGAGCUCAAGACUGAUAGCUCGAAAGCUUUGGCUGAUUCACUUGACAAGUGUGUUGAUCCCAAUGACCCAUUCUUCAACACUCUCGUCAGGAUUAUGGCAACACGUUGCAUGAUGUCUGCUGAGUAUUUCUGCGCCGGAACUCAAGCGUAUCCCGAAUUCAGGCAUUAUGGUCUUGCUAGCGAAAUCUACACUCACUUCACAUCCCCCAUCCGUCGCUAUGCUGAUCUCGAAGCACAUCGCCAGCUUGCUGCUGCUAUCGAGUACGAGCAAUUGGACCCUAGCCUACAGUCAAAGGCCAAGCUGGAAGCUGUAUGCAAGAACAUCAACGUGCGCCAUCGCAAUGCACAGAUGGCCGGUCGCGCUUCCAUUGAGUAUUACGUCGGCCAGGCGCUCAAGGGCAAGGAUAUCAACGAGGAAGGUUUCAUUAUGAAGAUCUUCUCCAACGGCUUCGUUGUUUUUGUACCGAGAUUUGGUAUCGAGAGUCUCAUUCGAUUGAGGGAUCUUGCUACACCGGAGCCGGAGGCUGACUUUGACGCCGAGAACUAUGUGUUGAGUAUCAAGGGCGAUGUUAAGAGGACUAUCGAGCUGUUCGAGAAGGUAACUGUCAGGAUCACGGACGAGCUUGAAGAAAGCACCGGAAAGAGAAAGGUGCGAUUGAGUCUGGUAUGA
Messenger RNA from Alternaria postmessia, 2973 nucleotides. RefSeq lists its product as uncharacterized. Gene Ontology annotation, molecular function: endonuclease activity; 3'-5'-RNA exonuclease activity; RNA binding. The transcript is spliced from 2 exons. Bases 1 to 2973 code for a protein of 990 amino acids. Gene Ontology annotation, cellular component: nuclear exosome (RNase complex); cytoplasmic exosome (RNase complex). The record is from RefSeq and is a predicted model, not a curated record. NCBI's taxonomy places the organism in Eukaryota, Fungi, Ascomycota, Dothideomycetes, Pleosporales, Pleosporaceae. Gene Ontology annotation, biological process: rRNA catabolic process.